This is a messenger RNA of Vicugna pacos (alpaca), 1148 nucleotides long. It is a transcript of the gene FCER1A, whose product is annotated as Fc epsilon receptor Ia. The record is from RefSeq and is a predicted model, not a curated record. Gene Ontology annotation, molecular function: high-affinity IgE receptor activity; IgE binding. Lineage: Eukaryota; Metazoa; Chordata; Mammalia; Artiodactyla; Camelidae. Gene Ontology annotation, biological process: cell surface receptor signaling pathway; immunoglobulin mediated immune response. Gene Ontology annotation, cellular component: external side of plasma membrane.
CCCUAGCUCUCCAGCCCAGUAGGCACCUGGGAGCCACGGGGAAAAUGCCUCCUCCCACGGGAGUCCCUGCCUUGCUGUGGAUGGUUUUGCUGCUCUUCUCUCCCGAUGGCAUGUCAGCAGCCACCUGGAAAUCUACAGUGUCCUUGAAUCCCCCAUGGACUAGAAUAUUCAGAGGAGAGAAUGUGCAUCUUACGUGUAUGGUGAACAAUUCUCUUGAAGAUGGCCCCAUUACGUGGACCCACAACAAAACCACUUUGCCAAAGACCACUUCAAGUUGGGACAUCGUAGAUGCAAAAGCCGAGGACGGUGGGCAAUACAGAUGUAAAAGCCAAACAAGGGCCAUAAGUGAACCUGUGUACCUAGAGGUCAUCAGUGACUGGCUGCUCCUUCAGGCCUCCGCUGAAGUGGUGACGAAGGGUGAGUCCCUCUUGCUCAGGUGCCUCGGCUGGCGGAAUCGGGAUGUCUACAAGGUGAUCUACUACAAGGAUGGCGAAGCCCUCCAGUACUGGUAUGAGAACUACAACUUCUCCAUCGUCAAUGCCACAACAGAAGACAGUGGCACCUAUUACUGCAUGGGCACAGUUUGGAGGAUACGCUAUAUCUCCAAUACCCUCAACAUUACAGUAAAAGAUCGUCUUACAGAUGACCAAAGCAACCACUUGCUACAAUUUCUUAUCCCAUUGUUGGUGGUGAUUCUGUUUGCUGUGGACACAGGUUUGUUGAUCUCGACCCAACGGCAGUUCACAUUUCUGCUGAAGAUGAAGAGGACCAGGAAAGGCAACAAAUUUAUGGGUACAUGACCUAAACCAGAUCCCCCAGACAACUGAUGUCACAGCUCAAGAAACAUCUGCAAUGACAAUUUCUUUCUGGCAUUAGCAAUGGCUUCUCAACUGUCAAACACAGCUCACAAGUUACGCAGGAAGUGCUCAAGGCUUCACCGAACUGCUUCAUUAAACCAACCCAACCUGGUAAUUCCUCAAUAAACAUCAGUUAAAUAAGUAAAAGAAUGAAUAGACUCAUUUAUCAGCGUCUGUAAAAAAAAGACAUACAACUUGAAUAAAAAAGUAUAAAACCCUGUAAUAUGAUGCUUCUAAGUAUCUGAGGCUUGCUAGUUUCCUUUUUUGCUUCUAGAGGCAAGAACCAUGAGG